Messenger RNA from Laetiporus sulphureus 93-53, 962 nucleotides. Its product is annotated as NAD(P)-binding protein. Lineage: Eukaryota; Fungi; Basidiomycota; Agaricomycetes; Polyporales; Laetiporaceae. Bases 84 to 860 code for a protein of 258 amino acids. Gene Ontology annotation, cellular component: intracellular anatomical structure. The record is from RefSeq and is a predicted model, not a curated record. Gene Ontology annotation, molecular function: oxidoreductase activity, acting on NAD(P)H, oxygen as acceptor. The transcript is spliced from 5 exons.
AUUUCUUCAUCGUUCUCGUUCGACUUUCGUCGCUUGUGCAAGCUAUCAUCUCAUGUCCGGCGCCCUGUAUCGCUGAGGCAACGAUGGCGAGAAAACCGGUGGUGAUCAUUACUGGAGCAUCCAAAGGACUCGGUCUCGCGGUUACCAAAAUUUUGCUCGCGGAGUUUGGCGCAGAUGUCGUUGCCUUCUCGCGUUCAGAAUCCAAAGAACUCGUCGAGUUGCGCCGGUCUCACGGCGACUCACUCUUGGUUAUCAAAGGCGAUGUCACGGAUGCUACUGCUGUCCAUCAUGCAAUGGAGUCGGCACUCAACACAUACGGACAUAUAGACGGUCUCGUUCUGAACGCAGGAGUAUUGGCGCCGUUGGGUAGGAUAGCUGCAGACGACAUUCCGCUCGACGCAUGGCAGUCGCACUUUAACGUCAACCUCUUCUCCCUCAUCACGGCUAUCAGAGCUACGCUCCCAGCUCUGCGCAAGAGCGAGCUGGGUGGCAGGAUCGUCUUCGUUAGCUCAGGAUCGGCGGUGAAGGGGACUCCGACAAUGGGACCAUACAAUGCGAGUAAGGCUGCGAUGAAUAGUCUAUGCAGGACCUUGGCGGAAGAAGAACCAGAGGUAAUAUCUGUAGCCAUGCGCCCUGGCACCGUCGAUACGCAGAUGCAAACACAGUUACGCAGUGACGCCGCCCUUACAGACAAGGUCAGGCAAUCGUUCUCGGAUCUGUACAUUGGCAGAAGACUUCUCAAACCGGAAGAUCCUGGAUACGUUAUUGCAUCGCUCGCUCUCAAGACUCCAAAGUCUUUGAGUGGACAGUUCAUCAGUUGGGAUGCCGACGUAUGCGCGAAUUUCCGGCGCCCGACGUAGAGGCGAAUACUGAGGCAUGGACGUUGUACGUUUGAGAACAUAUCAAACCAAUGUAGAAUGUGUUAUAGUGCAAGUGAACUGGCCGACGCGACCUGCCUGUUG